GUGACGUCCUGGUUUCAUAUUUCAGUGCUCGCUGGACCGUGCCAAUUAGCUGACGUGAAUUUGCAUCUUGCUAGUUAGUAACAGUUAUGUUCUCGAUAAGGUUACUGUUGAUGAAAUUUCUGCUGUCCGGUGUGUGCGCGAUAAUUCACGAUUGUAAUCACUUCCACAAUGGUGUGUACAACAUUCGUUACUGUGCCUUCAGUAACAUUAGUGUAACUCACGAUGCGGAAGAGGUCGUGUUCCGAUCCGAGUAUCCUAGGCCUUAUUAUUUCGAAUUUUACGACUCAAAACUUACGGAAAUCCCACGAAUCCUGUUCACUUCUUUCCCGGAGCUGCAGAACCUGGACGCGGCUCGCAGUCAGCUGGAAAAUAUCAACAAGUACACAUUCGAACAUGCCAAAGAGUUGCGAUACCUGAACUUAUCCAGCAAUCAGUUGACGGUUUUAAACAAUUUCGUGUUCAAAGGUUGUGACAAACUCACGAGAUUGGAUUUGUCAAAUAACCGAAUUACCGUAAUCAAGGACAAAGCUUUGGGUGAUGCUACGAAGGUUGAUCAUUUGGAUUUGUCCGAGAAUUUGCUGUCUGAUCUAGAUGAAACUCUUUUCUCUAAGCUAACUUUGUUGUCAUACCUGUCAUUGGCAAAUAACCGAUUAAAAUCGUUGGAUGACCACCUGCUUGACAACUGCACCAUGCUUGCCUAUCUCGACGUUAAAGGGAAUCAAAUCCAAACGCUAAGUGAUUACUUUCUGAAUAGUUUAACCUACUUGAGAACAUUAAUUAUUGAUAACAACAAGUUGACAACGUUGAAUAUCCCACAACAGCUGACGAAGCUAUUCGCAUCGAAGAAUCAACUUUCAUCCGUUUACUCGGAAGAACCUGAAAAAUCGCAACUCUAUUCACUUAGUUUAUCUAAAAACAAACUUACCAGUAUAAGGAAUAUUACCAUAUUGGAGAAUAUUGCUGUGCUAGAUAUUUCGUUCAAUCCGAUUGGUCCACUGAAUUUAACUACAUUUUUGAAGUUGAAGAAGCUGGUGGAUUUAAAUCUGGAAGCAACGCAGCUAAACACUCUUGAACAUGGAUUAUUCACCCAGCAAUCGAAACUGCGCCGUUUAGAUAUAUCUUACAAUUUUCUUCGCAAGCUAGACCUAACAGUAAUGACUUCAACGCCCGCUCUGGAGAAGCUGUACAUCGAUGGAAACGGGCUCUUGGAAAUUAACUACGAACACAUUCCCGAACUUUUCCCGAAUCUGACAUAUUUGGGUAUGUUUGCCAAUGCGUGGAAUUGUUCGUAUCUGACCGGUUUGGUGCGAUUCUGCAACCGAAAUAGUAUUGCCGUUAGCUCAUCGAAAACCUACGGCGAAAUGUCCUACAUGACGAACGUCCAGGGCAUCUAUUGUGCCAGCUCGGACAAGGAUCGGAUUGACUUCCAGCCCAGUAUUGCCGUUCGGCAUGACGACGAGAACUUUGACAGCGAGAAAGACGUACAGCUGGAGCUGCUUGUCGGGAACAUCAGCUCAACCGAAUUCGAGUACAAACUGAUGGUGGAGCUGCUGGACAUGAUCAGGUCGGUUAAUGCGACCAACAGCGAGCGUUUGGAGGAAGUGCGCCGUGCAGCGUUGGGUGCUGAUAGAGGGUGCGAGUCAAUUCACACAACCGGAUACCAAGUGUUCAUCAUGUUAAUUUUAACCUUUAUUCUGGUGAUUAAUGUUGGGUUUUUGCUGUACGUGCAUUAUAACGCCAAUGCUCGCAGAGCCAUCGAUCAGAUGAUAAUUUUUAGACGAGGCGAGACGGCAUCCGUUCAAACGCAGCUGGAGGAGUUUUGAAAUUUUCGAGUGUGUGUUGUUUAAGAUAGCAUGGAUUUUUAAUUUUUAGAUAAAUUUUAUCAGUAAAUAAGUGGUAUGAUAUGAUGAUAUGAUUAAUAUAUUCUGAACAAUGCAGUAAUAUUUAAAGACCGGCACCUUGUUUUUCAGAAUGCGAUCCUUGUGAAACUUCAAUGUGAGCACCUACACGAAAAAUUCUUCGAAGUAAAUAAUGAAAAAUGAAUUUGAAUUUUGACAA
This is a messenger RNA of Topomyia yanbarensis, 2058 nucleotides long. Its product is annotated as protein artichoke-like. The record is from RefSeq and is a predicted model, not a curated record. The coding region runs from base 87 to 1823 and encodes 578 amino acids. Gene Ontology annotation, cellular component: extracellular matrix. Lineage: Eukaryota; Metazoa; Arthropoda; Insecta; Diptera; Culicidae. The transcript is spliced from 2 exons. Gene Ontology annotation, molecular function: protein binding.